AUGUCUGACAAAAGUGAGCUGAAGGCCGAGUUGGAGAGAAAGAAACAGCGUAUCGCCCAGAUUCGAGAGGAGAAGAAGAGAAAAGAGGAGGAGAAGAAGAAGAAGGAUGGAGACUCAAAACGCGCCGUGGACGUCGGAGCCGAUGACUCAGACCUGGAGAAGAAGAGGAAGGAAGCCGAGGCUCUGCUGCAGAGCGUUGGCAUCACACCUGACGUGCAACACGCUCAGCCCCUGAGGGUAGUAACAGAGGAUACCUGUCUAUUUCACUACCUAGUCCCCGCCCCCAUGUCUCCCUCCAACAAAUCAGUGGCCAGCGACGCGGGAAGUCAGGAUUCCGGGGACGGAAACGCAGGACCAAGGACAUUGCAUUGGGAUCCCGACCCCUCUACUCUGCAACUCCACUCCGACUCUGAGCUGAUGGGGCGUGGGGCCGCGAGGCUCACAAUGUCCAAAGUGACCCAAGUGGAUAUCGUCCCCAAAGAAAUGGUGUCCUACUCCAAAGAAACGCAGACUCCUACCGCGGCUCACGCGGAUCAAAAAGCAGAUGAGGACGAGGAUGAUGAGAUCAUUGCGCCCCCGCCAGCAGAGGACGUUCAGGAGGAGAAAGAAGACCAAGGUGACCAACAAGAAGACGACGCACCCAAAGAGCUGACGGAAGAAGAGAAACUGCAAGUCCUGCACUCCCAGGACUUCCUGGCCUUUUUCGAGCGAGGCAGCAGGAUUGUGGAGCGAGCGCUGUCCGAGCAGGUGGACGUCUGCUUCGACUACAGUGGCCGAGAUCUGGAGGACAAGGAGGGGGACCUGCAGGCUGGUGCCAAGCUGGUUCUGAAUAGACAGUUUGCUGACGAACGUUGGACCAAAAACCGAAUGGUCACCUGUCUGGACUGGUCCCCUCAGUACCCAGAGCUGCUUGUGGCCUCUUACAACAAUAACGAGGACUCGCCUCAUGAGCCUGAUGGAGUCGCACUGGUCUGGAACAUGAAAUACAAGAAGACCACACCAGAGUACAUCUUCCACUGCCAGUCAGAGGUGAUGUCUGCCGGCUUUGCCAAGUUUCACCCCAACCUGGUGGUGGGCGGCACCUACUCGGGGCAGAUCGUAUUGUGGGACAACCGGAGCAACAAGCGAACUCCCGUCCAGAGGACUCCCUUGUCUGCUUCUGCGCACACUCAUCCUGUGUACUGCGUAAACGUGGUGGGAACCCAGAACGCAAACAAUCUGAUCAGCAUUUCCACUGAUGGCAAGAUGUGCUCGUGGAGCUUGGACAUGUUGUCUCAACCACAGGACAGUCUAGAGCUGGUGUUCAAGCAGAGCAAGGCUGUCGCCGUCACCUCCAUGGCCUUCCCGCUAGGUGACGUCAACAACUUCGUGGUGGGCAGCGAAGACGGUUCGGUCUAUACGGCUUGUCGCCACGGCAGUAAAGCGGGAAUCACAGAGGUCUUCGAGGGUCAUCACGGUCCGGUGACGGGUUUGAGCUGUCACACCGCGGCAGGACCCGUGGACUUCUCUCACCUCUUCAUCUCCUCGUCCUUCGACUGGACUGUCAAACUUUGGAGUACCAAGAGCACACGCCCGCUAUACUCAUUCGAGGACAGCUGCGACUACGUGUGCGACGCCAUGUGGUCCCCGACGCACCCAGCGCUUUUUGCUUGCGUGGACCUCGCCGGACGGCUUGACCUGUGGAACCUCAACAAUGAUACAGAAGUUCCCACUGCCAGCGUGUAUGUUGAAGGGGCGCCGGCACUCAACCGUGUGCGAUGGGCUCACUCCGGAAAAGAAAUUGCUACGGGAGACUCAGAGGGACAAGUGCGGGUGUAUGAUGUGGGCGAGCAAAUCUGCGUGCCCAAGGCGGACGAGUGGACGCGUUUCGUCCGGACGCUGGCCGACAUCAACGAAAGCAGAGACGAAGCCGAGGAGCUCGCCAACGUUUGA
Molecule: messenger RNA, 1932 nt
Organism: Nerophis lumbriciformis (worm pipefish)
Lineage: Eukaryota; Metazoa; Chordata; Actinopteri; Syngnathiformes; Syngnathidae
Source: RefSeq, a predicted model, not a curated record